Molecule: messenger RNA, 211 nt
Organism: Rotaria sp. Silwood2
Lineage: Eukaryota; Metazoa; Rotifera; Eurotatoria; Philodinida; Philodinidae
Source: the annotation of a GenBank genome assembly
AUGUUUGUUUUUUCUUUUCUUUUCUUUUUAGUUGGAGCAUGUGCACAUUUAACAUCAUUCUAUGGAACUGACACUAUAUCUGGAUGUAUAUUAGCUGAAAAUUAUUAUUUAGCUAAGAAAAUAGCUGGUAAUUCAAUUCCAGCAACAGAACAUUCAACAAUAGUCAGCUGGGGACGUGAAAAAGAAUGUGAUGCUUAUGAAAAUUUUAUAG